AUGACAAGAGGAACAGGAGCAAAAGAUCAAAAGCUUGAAAAACAGAUGGGGUGCAUGGCAGGUUUCCUACACAUCUUCGAUCGCCACCACUCAUUUCCCGUUAAAAGACUCAAUUCCUCAAAACCAACGGAACCGGAAACAAACGGUAGUAACUCACCAGCUGAAUCAACACCAGAAACAGAAACAACAACUCAACCGGAAAAACCGACUCUUCAGAUUCUUCCGGUUUUCGAUUUCAAGGAAGGAACAAGAUCUUCGUGGAAACUCGCCAGAGAAGCUCCAAGACUAUCGUUAGAUAGCAGAGCCGUAAUGGAUGCAAAAGGAACAAUUCAUCCUAAAGAUGAUGAAAAACGACGACGUUCCACUAGCGUUGUUGCAAAGCUCAUGGGUCUGGAAGACUCUGAUCCCAACCCUAACCCUAACUCUAACCCUAACCCUAACCCGAAGCUACAAAGAUCAGCUUCGGAAUCAACGGUUCACAGAGAUCUAUAUCAUUCUCAACAGUAUCGUUUCUUUGACACUACGAAUUUCCAAUUAAAGCAAAUCGACACAGACUCAGAUCUAACUGAGAAAACAGAAUCAGUCAGAGGAAAGGUAACGAAACAAAAGAAGUGUUUCUAUGAUUCUGCAGACUUUUUCCCUGGUCCGAAACAGAGUGUUUCUGUCUCUGUUCAAGGUGAGAUUGAGAAACGGUUGAAGAUGCGUGGGAUUCAUGAACCUUCUAAAGAUCUCGAGACGCUGAAACAAAUACUUGAAGCAUUGCAGCUGAAAGGGCUUUUACAUUCUAAGAAAUUAACAAAUCAUAGAAACUUCGUCGAUGAGAAUGUGAACGAGAACGAUUCGCCUAUAGUUCUUAUGAAGCCAGGAAAAUCAAUACAUCGAACCGGAACCGGGAAUGAUUCUCCACCACCAGCCUCCACUUUCCGGUCCAAACCAAAGGCUCCAACUGAUCAUAUUCAACCUAAUGUUAGAAACAGAAACACCGCGAACUCCCCCACGCGCAGUCCUAACUGCGUGAGGAAGGUUACCGGCGUGGAGACACAGCGAAAAGUGAACGACGCUCUUGAUCGCCGAACAGUUUCUCCGGUUCAAUCCCCGAAGACUGAACCGAACCGGCAAUCGCCGAUUCGGUCGCCGAGGAUGAGAAAAGUUAGUACAACUUACCAAAAGGAAGAGAAAACCAUGACAGAAGAUGAAGCAUCCAUUGUUUCCGACAGUAGUUUCAGUAACUCUUCACAUACAGACACCGAGAGGCUAAUUAAGGUGGUGGACCAAUACAGAGAAGGGAAAGAGCUACUGCAGAGGUGUGAUAAAUUACUCAACAGUAUAGCGGAAAUAACUGAGUCACAACAACCGAGUCCCGUAUCGGUUCUCGACUCGUCGUUUUACAAAGACGGCUCGUCUAGUUCACCAUCUCCAAUAAUGAAAAAAUGCAUUGAAUAUAAAGAUGUAGAAGCGGAGUCAGAAGAAGAUGCUUGGAGUACAGCUUUGUGUUCAAACGAAACCAAGUCAGAGGAUUCCGAAUUCGUAUAUGUAUCAGAAGUACUUCGUGCUUCUAACUACUUGCCCAAAGACAAAGACAAUGACAUGUUUCUGAUACUGGAACAGCAACAGUACCUCAAGGGAAACAACAACACUUCCAAAGUUUCCACUCUUCAAAGAAAGUUAAUCUUUGACACGAUUCAUGAGAUUCUCAACUGUAAACGCCGUUUGCCACCGUGGAAGUUAGAGAACACGCCGUCGUUGGUUCAAAUCUGGUCGGAGUUUCGGAGAAUCCGAGAGAGGGAAGAGUCUGAGGAUAUGUUUGAGGUGAUAUGUGGAGUGUUGAAGAAGGACAUGAAUGGAGAAAAUGAAUGGAGUGAAUGCCACGUGGAAAUUGGAGAUGUAGUGUUGGACAUCGAACGGUUCAUAUUCAAAGAUCUUAUAUGCGAAACCAUUGGAGAUUUAGCAUUGUGUAGAGGAGUACCACGUAACAAAGUUUCGGUGCUUCGCAGGAAGUUAGAGUUUUAUAAUUAG
Messenger RNA from Vicia faba (fava bean), 2016 nucleotides. The record is from the annotation of a GenBank genome assembly. Lineage: Eukaryota; Viridiplantae; Streptophyta; Magnoliopsida; Fabales; Fabaceae.